Molecule: messenger RNA, 204 nt
Organism: Adineta ricciae
Lineage: Eukaryota; Metazoa; Rotifera; Eurotatoria; Adinetida; Adinetidae
Source: the annotation of a GenBank genome assembly
AUGAAAAGUAAAGAUCUUCAAAACGUAGUUCUUCAUAAAUACGAAGAUGGUGAUGGACUUAACAAAAUCUUUCGGAAUUUAAAUGGUUCUUUGGGCUUGAUUACUAUCACAAGAUGGUGCAAAAUGAGCCGUGACACUGGUUCUAUCAAACUGUCAACAUUACCAGGCGUUCCACGUUUUGCUCGAACCAGCAUAACGAUCUAA